CGUUACUCAUCAAUCAGUGAUUCAGAACCAGCAGCCCCAGUUCCAUCAGCAGCAGCCACAGCUUCCUUCACAACAGCAACAACAACAACAGCAGAAAGCAGUUGAUCCACACCGGUCAGUAAUCCAGCAGCCGGUUGCAGCAGCUGCUGCUGGAUCUUCCUUGAAUGCGCUUCCGGAAUCGAUCGUUUACAACAUCAGCAGCAGCAACAGUUGGUAAAUCACGUUGCCCAACAACAGCCUCAACAGCAACAGGCAAUAUACCAUCAACAGCAAGCUGUUACACAGCAGCAACAACCGCACCAGAAUGUGAUAAACAUGAACAACAUCUCAAACAGUGCCUCCCCGACAGUCCAGCACCAGCAGCAGAUCACGACGAACCACGUUCAGUCGCCUCAACAGCAACGUACACCUUCGGCAGCGUCGAAGCAACAAUCUCACCCGGCUGUCAACGAUCAAUCUCAGUUGAAGAAUGGAAGCACACCUACCCUGCAGAACCAUCAGCCGUAUCCGCGGUCGCAGUUCCCAACCCAGCAAACGCCACAACCACAGCAACACAGCAUCAAUCACAUCAUCAAAACCCCAGAAGCUACUCCACGGAACAGCGAAUACCUUCAACAGCAGCAAAGCAAAAAUCUGGACGCUCGGGGACGUCCUUCACCGGCCCAGGGCACAACGGCUCCGGAAACCGAUCCCACUCAAACAAUCUACGGAAGCAACAGAGCACCAACAAGCACAGGCACCCCGUCCACCGGGUGGCGUCCCUCCGGGUGGUACACCAACAAGUACACCGCCAGGACCCCGGCCAAUAUCCGUUGCAGGGGCAUUGCAACGGGCAGGGAUGAAUGCCGCACCGAAACCGAUUCUCACAACACCGGUAACGUCAAUCGCUGUUUCAGGAGCCCUGAUGAAGACGCCAACAACCACCACAACAGCCCCAACGACGCCAUCAAAUUCCAGUCAACAGCAAACGCCACAGCCGCAAACACCCCAACAGCCGCCAACCCCCAAUAA
Messenger RNA from Aedes aegypti (yellow fever mosquito), 1011 nucleotides. RefSeq lists its product as uncharacterized. Lineage: Eukaryota; Metazoa; Arthropoda; Insecta; Diptera; Culicidae. Bases 316 to 1011 code for a protein of 231 amino acids. The record is from RefSeq and is a predicted model, not a curated record. The transcript is spliced from 3 exons.